This is a messenger RNA of Pocillopora damicornis (cauliflower coral), 1260 nucleotides long. RefSeq lists its product as uncharacterized. NCBI's taxonomy places the organism in Eukaryota, Metazoa, Cnidaria, Anthozoa, Scleractinia, Pocilloporidae. The record is from RefSeq and is a predicted model, not a curated record.
GGAAACGAAAUUAGCUUACAAAGGAUAAAUGGAAAGCAAACUCUUCUUCAACGUUUUAAUUGACUUCGUACUGGAUCUCAAAACAAAUGCUUCAUGAGGAAGCGGGCGAUGUUGAAUUGCACAUGGCCUCUUAUCGCUUCUGCCAUCGUCUUUGUUUUUUUGGUCUAAUAACGUUCUCUCUCUGUUCCGUUGUGUUCAUCAUGUCGAGAGGUUAUUUGUCCUUCUUCGUCAGCCGAGGAUUUGAAAUCGUCGAAGAGGAAAGUAAUUCGAUCGAACGAAAACGCGAACUGCCCAUCAUCAACAACCACAGAGGAAACUUCAGUAAAAGAACUUGUAAAGAAGGGGAUUUUGAAGAUAUCUUAUUAGUUAUUGUCUUUGUGGAAAUCUUCUAUGAUUCCAUUCCGUUACUGGAGCGACUUUACAGACAUCGUUUUCCACAUAUAGUUUAUUGCGGACCUACAAAACCACCUGGAGACCAAGAGUACAAGAUGAUCGUGGUAUCUAUGCUUCACGGAGUCACAGCUUACGAUUGUCUGAGCACUGCAAUCAGAACACAACCUCAAUUUACGGGUUAUUUGUUUAUUAGAAGUGAUUUGUUUUUAAAUUUUUGGAGCAUUUCAAAUUUGAAUAGAUCUAGGAUAUGGGAAAGCUCUGAACAGCUUGGUUACCAGGUCAUGUUUGAGCAACCGCGCGAUUCCUGGAUCUGGUGGUACACGCCAUGGGGGCUAAAAGCUUGUGAGGAGGCCUAUAAAGACCUUAUUUUCCUGAAUGACGCGCAGAAGCGUGCAAUAAUUGAUAGCAAAGGGCAAGAGGAAAGUUCGUGGGACGUGGAAAACUCAUUAAACGCUUUGCUAUGGAAUGGGCGUGGCUUAAACAUGUGCUAUCGAGGCUUUUCAAACCUAUUUUAUAUUCCUUCAGAACAGGCCACUGCUUUUGAAAAACUGUCCACUGUUUUUCAAAAGCAUCAGGUAUAUAUGGAAAUAGCAGUUCCCACCAUGAUUAAAAUGCUCGAUCUGUCCGAAAAAUCAGAGAAAAUAUCAGGAGUAGAUAUUGGAUUUAUUUACGGGGAGGAGCGCGCACAAAACGACGGUAGUUUAUUUUGGCGAUAUAUCUCGCGCAACAUAAGUUAUAUUAGACCUGUUGUGCUAACGCGUAAAUACUCUGCAGAAAAAAACUCAGUCGGGAUGGUGGAAGUGUUGUUAAAUCGAUUUAACCAUACAAACUGUUCAAAUAGCUAGUUUAUAGUGCGAUCAAUUUUUU